CUCAAAGGCAUUCCAAACAAUUUGGAUUUGUUCGAGUUUUACUUAAAACGAGAUCAUUUAUUUUGCUCUUGUAAACGUGAAUUAGCAAACACCAUCAGCCUUCCAAUUAUAUUAUCCUUUAAAUCAAUCUAAAAGUAAGGGAUUUAUACGUGAUUUUACUUAAAACACGAUAAUUUAUUUUGCCAUGUAAACAGUUUUUUUAUUGAUUUACCUUCGUCACACACAUAUACACAAAAUUUGCUUCGUUUUCUAUAUUCAGUACAAACUCAAAGCUGUGUGUGUGUGUUUUAUUGCAAGUUUUAUAAAUAAAUCAACUUUGUAUUAUUGUGUCGUUAAACGUACAAACAAAACCCGUUUUAAGCCAACGAAAAUUAAUAUACAUAAUUGAUAGCAGGCAAAAAACGUUUUCAACUAACCAAGUAUAGAUCAGAAAAUUUCAAAUAAAAUGGAAAAAGAUGGUUCAGCAAAACAAACUCGCAAACGUUGGUCGGUCGAAGGCGAACACUUUUUGCUUACCUUAUGGGUGAAACAUCUGGAGGAAUUGCGAGAAGCUCGGAAAAAUGCACAUGUAUAUAUCAAUAUGGCCGCAGCAAUGUCCGCCAAAGGAUAUUUUUACUCGAGGGAAGAAAUUAAAACCAAAUUACACAACCUUACCAGUAAAUAUAGAUUUUUUUCUUCUUACAGGGAUGAAAUAAAGAAAUCUGACCAAACAGGACAACCGCCCAGCUGGGAUUUAUUCGAAAAGAUCAACAAAAUUUUAGGAGAAUACAAAUAUCAUAAGGCGUCGUCUUUCGAAGAGCAAAGCUUUGGUAUGUGUACAAACAUAAAAACCUAUGGCAUAUCAUAACGUAUAUAUAUUACAUUAUUGCUUCCAAUAUUUAUUUUGCAAUGGCGCUUUUUUUAUUUUAUUCGGUUUGAAUUUCUUGUUUCUGUUUUGCAAUCGCAGCGCAUGGAUCUUUAUUAUUUGAACCGUGUGCUCUUACAAUAUGACGAUAAAGUCCACGGUAGUGCGCGUAAUCCUUACCACAAGCCUUGCAUUCAAACUUCUGUCCAUUAUGGACAUUUUUGUGUUGAUUCAAUA
Messenger RNA from Stomoxys calcitrans (stable fly), 1081 nucleotides. RefSeq names its product myb/SANT-like DNA-binding domain-containing protein 1. Gene Ontology annotation, cellular component: nuclear body. The record is from RefSeq and is a predicted model, not a curated record. Gene Ontology annotation, biological process: positive regulation of DNA-templated transcription. Lineage: Eukaryota; Metazoa; Arthropoda; Insecta; Diptera; Muscidae. The coding region runs from base 446 to 847 and encodes 133 amino acids. The transcript has 3 exons.